Messenger RNA from Prunus armeniaca (apricot), 210 nucleotides. Lineage: Eukaryota; Viridiplantae; Streptophyta; Magnoliopsida; Rosales; Rosaceae. The record is from the annotation of a GenBank genome assembly.
AUGUUCCAAAAUCUACUUGGUCGUAAGGCAUAUGCAGCUCGGAGGUCUGGGGGUCCACAGGGGCAAUGGUCGAGGCAUCAAAUUGCGGGACUAGAAUGCCAGACCGCACAAGGGACUGCAGAAUCACCGACAUCUGACCCUGAAGCGCGGCCACCUAUGUUGUCAAAGCAGUCACCUGACUGUUUUACUGCGUUGAUGAACGGGGUCUAG